AUGUGUUGGUACAACGACUUUUACGUCGACGAUCUUCUUAGUGGUGCUGAUACAGAAGAAGAAGUUCAACAGAUUCGGAGUCAGCUGGUUGAGAUGCUUGGUAGCGCUGGCUUCAGAAUUCGAAAAUGGGCUUCGAAUGCGGCAAAUGCCUUGAAAGAUGUUCCGAAAGAAGACCUAGCUGUGAGCGAAGAAGUGAAUAUUGAAGGAGCAGGUGUUGGCACGUUAGGACUGGUGUGGAAGCCAAACCUCGAUAUCUUCAGCAUUCGGGUACCGGUUAUAGAUACAUCCAAGCCGAUUACGAAACGGAACGUGCUGAGCAAUCUGGCCAAGAUGUAUGAUCCUCUUGGAUUUUUAGAUCCGAUCAAGAUGAAAGGGAAACUACUGAUGCAAACCCUAUGGACACUGAAGGAGCCUAAUGGAAGAACGUGGUCGUGGGAUGCAGAACUACCAGAGAAGAUCCAAUCAGAGUACAGUGUAUUCUCCGGCAAGUUGAACCUGUUGGAUGGCAUUGUCGUUCCACGGUACCCGAAGUUGGGCACCAAUUGGCAAUAUCACAUUUUUUGUGAUGCUUCCGAGCGAGGCUACGGUGCGUGUGUCUACAUUCGAAGCGGCUCAGUUACGAAAGGAUUCAAUAUCAGUUUGAUCAUAUCAAAGUCGAAGGUGGCACCGUUAUCGAAAAAACUGGUGAUCGCGAGGUUGGAGUUGUGCGGAGCACUUUUGGCGAGUCGGUUGUAUCAGUUCAUUCGUAAUGCACAGCUGCAAGAAGCACCAUGUUUCAUCUGGACGGAUUCGAUGACCACUUGGCACUGGAUAAAUGGGUCCCCGCAUACCUGGAAGACGUUUGUGGCCAAUAGAGUAGCUAAGAUCCAGACCCUGACAAAGCAUUGCGUUUGGCGACAUGUGCCUGGGUUGCAGAAUCCAGCUGACCUCGUGUCACGAGGUUGUGAUCCAGAUGAUUUCUGCAAGAACUCGCUGUGGUGGUCGGGGCCAGAAUGGUUGGCACUAAAUGAAGAAAAUUGGCCGGACCCACCUGAGACAGGAGCAUCACCGGAGAUAGUGACAAUAGCGAUUGAAGAGGAGCGAGCUGCAGCCAGUGCAUCAACUGAGUCGUCAGAAAAGAAGAAAAUGUUUAGUGAACAUUUGUUCAAGCGAAUAUCGUCGUACACUACUCUAUGUCGAGUUGUAGCAUAUUGUAUGAGAUUUGGGACGGCGAUGAAAUCGAAACGAAAGCAGCUUUCUACGAGUCUGUCAACGGAGGAGAUAUUAAAUGCUGAAAUUCGCAUAAGUCGGUUGGCUCAAGUGGAAGAAUUUUCGGAAGAGAUAAAGCAGUUGCGAAAGGGUGAUCGAGUGCCUGGAAAGUCACCAUUAUCAACGCUUGCCACUUAUCUGGACGACCAUGGUUUAGUACGAGUGAAGGGGAGGCUGGAUAAUUCAUCAUUGAGCGACUGGACGAAACAUCCGAUAGUUAUCCCGAAGACGCAUCAGCUAUCAGAACUAAUUCGGUACAAGAGUGGAGCAGCUCGAGUCGUAUCACCUGGCGAUUUAUUCCUCCUCGUGCUCCGCAUUUCGGUGGACUGUGGGAAGCAGCGGUACGUUCAAUGA
Molecule: messenger RNA, 1602 nt
Organism: Anopheles moucheti
Lineage: Eukaryota; Metazoa; Arthropoda; Insecta; Diptera; Culicidae
Exons: 2
Coding region: 1-1602 (533 amino acids)
Source: RefSeq, a predicted model, not a curated record